AAAAUAGCUAGUCUAACACCUGUAAUACACAUUAAAAAAAUAUAUAUAUAAGCUCCAGUUUAUCACUCAGUUAGAGUUAAAAAGUGCUUGACUACACUAGCAGCGAUCAUGUCCUCUUCAGACUCUGAAAUAAGCCUGCUUGAUUCUUCUCUUUUGGAUCAUCUCGAUCAAAUCGACAUAUCGGAUUUGGAUAACUAUGUUUUUUCGAGUUCACCUAGUUCUUCGCCCAGUUCUUCACCACCGGUUUUAGAGAGAGCUACAGGCAAGAACAUUCGUCUCUCGACCCGUGAGAGACAGGCUUUGCUUUCUGCAAGGGCUUGCCCGGCGUCAGCUCCCCAGCGUGCCUCGGGCAAAAACCUGAAUCUGUCCACCCGGGAGAGGGAACAGCUGAUCGCGGCGCACGCUCACAGUCCCGGCUUCGGAGCUUCAGCUCCCCAGCGUGCCUCGGGCAAAAACCUGAAUCUGUCCGCCCGGGAGAGGGAACAGCUGAUCGCGGCGCACGCUCACAGUCCCGGCUUCGGAGCUUCUCCUCCUGCAUCGGGGCCAAGACAUUCACAGCCCCUGCCUCGGAGAUCCAAUCUAGGGCAUCUCAGAAGGAAGCGUAGGAGGACCAUUAGGUCCCUCAGGACAAGGCAAACACGCAGACAGCGAAACCAGCUCGCCUCCAUAGCUCUUCGAGCUGUCUCACUGUUCAGUGAAUUAGUACAGCUUAUCUUGUAA
Molecule: messenger RNA, 720 nt
Organism: Oreochromis aureus
Lineage: Eukaryota; Metazoa; Chordata; Actinopteri; Cichliformes; Cichlidae
Exons: 4
Coding region: 109-720 (203 amino acids)
Source: RefSeq, a predicted model, not a curated record